Molecule: messenger RNA, 621 nt
Organism: Prorocentrum cordatum
Lineage: Eukaryota; Dinophyceae; Prorocentrales; Prorocentraceae
Source: the annotation of a GenBank genome assembly
AUGUUGGCUCAAGCUCAAGCCUGGCUGAUCUGGCCGGCCAACUGUGGGUCGGGCAGGGACGACAAGGGCCAGGCCACCCAGCCCGCUCGAGGGAUGGCGCCAGCAUGCCAGACUGCGCAGCCGGCGGCGGAGCCGCGCCCGGGCAGCGGCGGCAAGCGCACCUCCGCCGAGGGCCUCCUCGCCAGCGGGUGCGGCCCCCAGGGGCUGCCCGCCCUGGGCGCAGGCCACGCCGGCGCGGCAGGGCGCCCGAGGCACCACGGCCCGUGCUGGCGCGGCCCGGCCGCCAGGUCGCGCCUGCUCUGCGCCCUAGACCCCGCCGAGCCCAAGGGCCUCGCGAAGCGCGGCGGCGGCCCCGCGCUGCCGGAGGGGCCGCCCCCGCUGCCGAGGUCCCCGGCGAUUGUCGGCGAUUCCGAGUGGGGGGCGCUGAUCCUGGAGACGUUCUUUGUGCCGAGGAGCGCCCGCGCCCAGCUCCGCCCAGAGGGCGCCGCCGGCGACGGCCCCGGGGCGUCCGACAAGGCGGCCCAGGCGAUCUUGCGCUCGGUGCUGCCGGUGCCGCCCCAGGGGGCGCCCGCUCGCCGCAUGCCCCUGCGGAGGAGGCUGCGGCGCAGCAGCAGCGCGUAG